UUUAAGUUAUUUUACAAAAAAACAUAAAAAAUCACAAAAAAAAAAGCAAAACAAGCAAAAGAAACCUGUGCAAAUAAAAUUGAUGUGCGCGAUUUUCAAAUAUCUAUCACAUAUGUCUCUCGUGUAUGGGGACAAGGAUUUCACUUUUGAGUGCCAAAUCGCCGGCAAUUGAAAACUAGUUCAAGGCUGCCUACCUGCUGCUGCUCUACACCAAUCUUUUUCCGCCACAAGCUGUGACAGACCCAGAUUGACAGAAGGAGCGAGAGAUCGGGACAGGGGAGGCAGGCAGAGAAAGAUACUGUCAACAUGGAGCUAACGAAAGAAACGGAGGUGCGUCCGGACUCGAUUCCGGACCUCAAAGUGGAUGCCACAUUUCGUAAGGUGCCCAAGAAUGCGAUCAGCUUUGCGAUCUGGAAAAUCGACGAGGAUCGACUUGAGGCAGUGGCUCGACCACAGUACGGCACCUUCUACGACAAUUGUGCGUACAUCAUCUAUGCCGCGAAUCUAGUGGGUCACUAUGCCAGUCAAGAAACGAUCACGCGUGAACAGAAACCGAAUGUGCCGCUGGAGCGCUAUAUACACUAUUGGCUGGGCAGCCAGGUCUCCGAGCAGAAUCGUUCCAAUGUGGUGCACAAAAUCCAAGAGCUGGACACGUAUUUGGGCAAUGUGGCAUCGAUCUAUAGAGAGUCGCAGCAUCAUGAGAGUGCACGCUUUCUGUCCUAUUUCAAGAAUGGCUAUGACGUGCUCUCCGGCAGUUUGUUGAAUGCACCGAAGCAAACGCGUCUCUUUCAGCUCUACGGCCGCAAAUGGUUGCGUGCCAUUGAGCUGGCGACCGUUGACUGGACGCACUUCAAUUCGGAUUACAUAAUGGUGCUGCUAAUGGACGCCAUGACAUUCGUCUGGAUUGGACGCUCCAGUGCCGGUAUCGAGCGACGCAGCGCUCUGGCCUGGGUGCAGCGACAGCAGCGCAAGGAUGUGCCGCUCUGUGUCGUCGACGAUGGCUACGAGCAGUCGAUGAGUGUCGAGCAGAAGGAGCUCUGGAACAAGGUGUUGCCGCUGCAGCAUCGCAUGGUCUAUCAGGCACGUCAGUCGGGCGGUGAUUACGACUCCAGCAACUGCUGCGGCAACGGCAUCAAUGGCAUCAAUGGCAUCAAUGGCCUCAACGGCAGCAGCAAGAGCGAUGCCAAUGCCAACAAGUUUCGCAUUUACAAGUGCAAUCAGCGUGGGCGACUGCAUCUGGAUCAGCUAGACGUGGGCAUGCCCAGCAAGGACGAUCUAAGCGAUGCGAACGGCGUCUAUUUGCUCGAUAAUUUUGGGCAGAGUAUUUGGCUGUGGGUGGGCGCUCAGGCGACCCAAGCGGAUGCGCUCACUGCCAUGGGCAAUGGUCGCGCCUUUGUCAAGAAGAAGAAGUACCCGAACACUACUCUGGUGGUGCGUGUGCUAGAGGGCCGUGAGCCCGUGGAGUUUAAACGUCUUUUUGGAAACUGGCUCAGCGUUUGGCAGGAUAAUACGCGCGGCCACAAGCCCGUCUCGACCAAGUUUGGCAAACUGGAUGCCGUCCUGCUCGGAGAGCGACCCAAGAUGGCUGCCGAUACGCAGCUGGUCGACGAUGGACGCGGCGAGCGCAUCAUCUAUCGCAUCUGCGGCGACGAAAUGGAGCAGCUACCACCGGCCAAAGCUACGGUGUUCACCACCAACGCCUCCUAUGUGGUCAACUACACGGUGCAGUGCGCCACCGUUGUGCCCGCUGAUCUGGCCUCAGUGGGCAUUAAGAGCAUCAUCUAUCAGUGGAACGGCUCCGAGGCGUCAGCCGAGACAAUAGCCAAGGCCGACAGCUAUGCCAUGGCCAGCUUCGAGUCUCUGAAAGAGCCCGGCAUGUUCGUGCAACUCUACGAGUUCGAUGAGACGCCACACUUCUUGCAAAUGUUCGAGGGCAAAUUGAUAAUCAUGCGCGGCCAGCGCAGCGAGCUGCUGCACUCCAAUAACAACCUGAACUGGGACUUCAAGACGAACAUAAUGCUGGAGACGUUUCUGCUGAAGAUCUAUGGCGAUGCCAGCUACAAUGCCAAGGCAGUUGAGGAGCAUCCGCUGUCCUCGAUUAGUUCCAAGGAUUGCUACGCCAUCAAGACGAACCAUGUGUGGGUCUGGUGUGGCCAGAGCAGCACGGGCGAUGCUCGGGAAAUGGCCAAGGCGGUGGGCGCCCUGCUCGGCGAGAGCUCCCUGGUGCUGGAGGGCAAGGAGAGCAAGGAGUUCUGGCAAUCGGUGGCCAUGUACUUCAACCAAUCGCUGGUCAUCAACGGCCAGUCGUGCUCGAGCAGCACCACCAGCAGCAGCAGCAGCGGCGCCGGCAGCAUGUGCAACGGUAGCAACAAUAGCAACGGCAAUGGCACUGGCAACAUCUCCCCGACACUGAGCAACAAUUGCUAUUUGAAUACAACGAUGCCCAGCAAACCGCGUCCGCCGGUGCAGCUCUUCCUGGUGUGGUGGGAGCAAAGACACUUGCGUUGCGAGGAGAUACUCGGCUUCGAGCAGCGGGAUCUCAGCGGCGACUGCACUUACAUACUCGACACGGGCACCCUGGCCUAUGUGUGGCUGGGCGAGCAUGCGGUCAGCCAGGAGCGCGAACGCUACACGACCGUGGCGCAGAGCUAUGUGCAGAAUGCGCCAUUCGGCAGACGCGCGGCCACGGCGCUGGCUGUGGUGCGUCAGCAUGCGGAGCCGAAUGUAUUCAAGGGUUUCUUUGAGACCUGGGACAAUGAGCUGGGCAAGGGUUUUGUAACCUACGAGCAAAUGCGUCAGAAACUGGCUACCAUAGCGCCCAGCAAUGGCCUCAAAGAAGGCUCUGCUCUAAUCCUAAACAACAACCAAAAGGAUUUCGAUGGACACAAGAAGUAUCCGUUGCCAGUGCUGGUGCAGGAAAUGGAUAUGCUACCGCCCGAAAUCAAUCCGCUGAGACGCGAAGUUCACCUCACGCAUGACGAUUUCGUCUCCGUCUUUAAAAUGUCCUUUUAUGAGUUUGAUGAGCUGCCCAAAUGGAAGAAGCAGGAACUAAAAAAACUCUAUAAAUUAUUUUAAGCAAUCAAUUUUAAAUUGUUUUUAGCACACACUCACACUUUUACACAUAACCUGUAAAUAGUACGUUUUAAAUGGCUUUCUUUACUUAUCUGGAAUAGUAAUAAAGCAAUUUUAGGUAUAUUUUAUCCUUCGUAGAUU
This is a messenger RNA of Drosophila arizonae, 3213 nucleotides long. RefSeq names its product villin like protein quail (gene qua). Gene Ontology annotation, biological process: actin filament severing; barbed-end actin filament capping; cytoskeleton organization. Gene Ontology annotation, cellular component: cytoplasm; actin cytoskeleton. Gene Ontology annotation, molecular function: phosphatidylinositol-4,5-bisphosphate binding; actin filament binding. NCBI's taxonomy places the organism in Eukaryota, Metazoa, Arthropoda, Insecta, Diptera, Drosophilidae. The record is from RefSeq and is a predicted model, not a curated record.